Myotis davidii is the source of this 18924-nucleotide messenger RNA. It is a transcript of the gene ADGRV1, whose product is annotated as adhesion G protein-coupled receptor V1. Lineage: Eukaryota; Metazoa; Chordata; Mammalia; Chiroptera; Vespertilionidae. The transcript has 89 exons. Gene Ontology annotation, biological process: cell surface receptor signaling pathway; negative regulation of adenylate cyclase activity; G protein-coupled receptor signaling pathway. Gene Ontology annotation, molecular function: G protein-coupled receptor activity. Gene Ontology annotation, cellular component: membrane. The record is from RefSeq and is a predicted model, not a curated record.
AUGUCGGUGUCUCCGGGGCCAGGGAUGCCCUCUACAUCUUUAUUCGUAAAUCUUCUUUCAGCUUUCUUCAUCCCUUUUGUGUUUGGAGAAACAGAAAUAAGGUUUGCUGGACAAACGGAAUUUGUAGUUAAUGAAACAAGUACAACAGUUAUUCGUCUUGUCAUCGAAAGGAUAGGAGAGCCAGCAAAUGUCACAGCAAUUGUGUCGCUGUACGGCGAAGACACCGGGGACUUUUUUGACACCUACGCUGCAGCAUUUAUACCUGCGGGAGAGACAAAUAGGACAGUGUACAUAGCAGUAUGCGAUGAUGACAUACCAGAGCCCGAUGAGACUUUUGUUUUUCACUUAACAUUACAGAAACCUUCAGCAAAUGUGAAGCUUGGAUGGCCACGGACUGUUACUGUGACAAUAUUAUCAAAUGACAAUGCAUUUGGAAUUAUUUCAUUUAAUAUGCCUUCCUCAGUCACAGUGCGGGAGCCCAGGGGCAGAAACGAAUCUGUGCCCCUGACUCUCAUCAGAGAAAAAGGAACCUAUGGAAUGGUCACUGUGACUUUUGAGGUAGAGGGUGGCCCAAAUCCACCGGAAGAAGAUUUGAGUCCAGUUAAAGGAAACAUCUCCUUUCCCCCGGGCAUAGCAAUAGUAGUUUAUAACCUGACUGUGCUUGAUGAUGAGGUACCAGAAAAUGAUGAAACAUUUUUGAUUCAACUUAAAAGUGUAGAAGGAGGAGCUGAGAUUAACACUUCUAGGAGCUCCGUUGAGAUCAUCAUUAAGAAAAAUGAUAGUCCUGUGAGAUUCAUUCAGAGCAAUUAUUUGGUACCGGAGGAAGACCACAUUCUCAUAAUUCCAGUGAUUCGUGGAAAGAAUGACAGUGGAUAUCCAAUUGGAUCUGAUGAAUAUGAAGUUUCAAUCAGUUAUGCUAUUGUAACUGGGAAUUCAACAGCACAUGCCCAGCAAAAUGUAGACUUCAUUGAUCUUCAGCCAAACACAACUAUUGUUUUUCCACCUUUUGUUCAUGAAUCAUAUCUGAAAUUUCAAAUAAUUGAUGACACCAUACCAGAGAUUGCUGAAUCGUUUCAAGUUGUGUUACUAAAAGAUACCUUAAAGGGAGAUGCUGUGCUAGUAAGCCCUUCUGUUGUACAAGUCACCAUUAAGCCAAAUGACAAACCUUAUGGAGUCCUCUCAUUCAACAGUGUCUUGUUUGAAAGGACAGUUAUAAUUGAUGAAGAUACAACAUCAAGAUUUGAAAAUAUUACUGUCAUCAGAAAUGGUGGCACCCAUGGGAAUAUUUCCGUGAACUGGGUGUUGACACGGAAUAGCAGUGAUCCCUCACCGGUAACAGCAGAUAUUGGACCAAGUUCUGGAGUUCUCCACUUUGCACAAGGGCAGAUGUUGGCAUCCAUUCCUCUUACUGUCGUUGAUGAUGAUCUUCCAGAAGAGGCAGAAGCUUAUCUGCUGCAGAUUCUGCCUCAUACAAUACGAGGAGGUGCAGAAGUGAGUGAACCAGCAGAGCUUUUGUUCUACAUUCAGGAUAGUGAUGAUGUUUAUGGCCUGAUAACAUUUUUUCCUAUGGAAAACCAGAAGAUUGAAAGCAGCCCAGGAGAACGAUAUUUAUCCUUGAGUUUUUCAAGAUCAGGAGGAACUAAAGGAGAUGUGAAGAUGUUUUAUUCUGCUCUUUAUAUUCCGGCUGGAGCUGUGGACCCUUUGCGAGCAAAAGAUGGCAUCUUAAAUAUAUCCAGGAGAAACAGCCUCAUUUUUCCAGAACAAAAAACCCAAGUCACUACCAAAUUGCCAAUAAGGAAUGAUGCAUUCCUUCAAAAUGGGGCCCACUUCCUUAUACAGUUGGAAACUGUGGAGUUGGUGAACAUAAACCCCCCAAUUCCACCUAUCAGUCCUAGAUUUGGGAAAAUCCGCAAUAUAUCUUUAGCGGUUACUCCAGAUAUUGCAAAUGGAGAAAUUGGCUUUAUUAGCAACCUUCCGAUCAUUUUGCAUGAACCAGAAGAUUCCCCUGCUGAAGUGGUAUACAUUCCCUUACAUCGGGAUGGAACUGAUGGCCAGGCUACUGUCUAUUGGAGUUUGAAGCCCUCUGGCUCUAAUUCAAAAGCAGUGACCCUGGACGAUAUAGGUCCCUUUAAUGGCUCUGUUGUAUUUUUAUCUGGCCAAAGUGACACAACAAUCAACAUUACUGUCAAAGCUGAUGACAUACCGGAAAUGAAUGAGACAGUAACACUUUCUCUAGACAGGGUCAAUGUGGAAAAUCAAGUGCUGAAAUCUGGAUAUACUAGCCGUGAUCUGAUUAUUUUGGAAAAUGAUGAUCCUGGGGGAAUUUUUGAAUUUUCUCCUGAUUCCAGAGGACCCUAUAUUAUAAAAGAAGGAGAAUCUGUAGAGCUCCGCAUCAUUCGAUCCAGGGGAGCUCUCGUUAAGCAGUUUCUCCACUACAGGGUAGAGCCAAGAGAUAGCAAUGAAUUCUAUGGAAACACAGGGGUACUGGAAUUUAAACCUGGGGAAAGAGAGAUCGUAAUCACCUUGCUAAGCAGAUUGGAUGGAAUACCAGAGUUGGAUGAACACUAUUGGGUGGUCCUCAGCAGCCAUGGUGAACGGGAAAGCAAGUUGGGAAGUGCUACUGUGGUCAAUAUAACGAUUCUGAAAAAUGAUGAUCCUCAUGGGAUUAUAGAAUUUGUUUCUGAUGAUCUAAUUGUUACGAUAAAUGAAAGUAAAGGAGACGAUAUCUAUAGUGCUGUUUAUGGUAUAAUAAGAAAUCGAGGCAACUUUGAUGACGUUAGUAUAUCAUGGGUGGUUAGUCCAGACUUUACAGAAGAUGUAUUUCCUGUCCAAGGGACUGUUUUCUUUGGAGAUCAGGAAUUUUUAAAAAAUAUCACCAUUUACUCCCUUCCAGAUGAGAUUCCAGAGGAAAUGGAGGAAUUCACCAUUACCCUACUUAAUGCCACUGGAGGAGCUAAAAUAGGAAAUAAGACUACUGCAAUUCUGAGGAUCAGAAGAAAUGAUGACCCCAUUUAUUUUGCAGAACCUCGCAUAGUGAGGGUUCAGGAAGGUGAGACUGCUGACUUUACAGUUCUCAGGAAUGGAUCUGUUGAUGUUGUCUGCACCGUCCAGUAUGCUACCAUGGACGGGAAGGCCACCGCAAGAGAGGGAGACUUUGUUCCUGUUGAGAAAGGAGAAACGCUUGUUUUUGAGGUUGGAAGUAGAGAGCAGAGAAUAUCUGUAUUCGUUAACGAAGAUGAUAUCCCAGAAACGGAUGAGCACUUUUAUAUAAUCCUCUUUAACUCAACAGGUGAUACAGUAGUAUAUCAACAUGGAAUAGCUACAGUGAUAAUUGAAGCUAAUGAUGACCCAAAUGGUAUUUUUUCUUUGGAGCCCAUAGACAAAGCAGUAGAAGAAGGAAAGACUAAUUCAUUUUGGGUUGUGCGGCAGCGAGGACACUUUGGCAAUGUUUCUGUGGCUUGGCAGCUGUUUCAGAAUGAUUCUGCUUUGCAGCCUGGACAAGAGUUCUAUGAAACUUCAGGGACUGUAAACUUCACGGAUGGAGAAGGAGCCAAACCAAUCAUCCUCCAUGCUUUUCCAGAUAACAUUCCUGAAUUCAAUGAGUUUUAUACUUUAAAGCUAGUAAAUAUUUCAGGUGGGUCCCCAGGUCCUGGGGGUCAACUAGCAGGAACCAACCUCCAGGUAACAGUUAUGAUUCCAUUCAAUGAUGAUCCCUUUGGAGUUUUUAUCUUGGAUCCGGAGUGCUUAGAGAGAGAAGUAGCAGAAGAUGUUCUCUCAGAAGACGAUAUGUCUUAUAUCACCAACUUUACCAUUUUGAGGCAACAGGGCGUCUUUGGUGAUGUACGUGUAGGCUGGGAAAUCCUGUCCAGUGAGUUCCCUGCUGGUUUGCCGCCAAUGAUAGAUCUUCUGCUGGUUGGACUUUUCCCCAGCACUGUGCAUUUACAGCCACACCUGAGGCGUCACCAUAGCGGGACAGAUGCUUUGUACUUCAGUGGACAAGAGGGUGCAUUUGGAACUGUUAAUCAAAAAUACCACCCUUCCAGGAACAACUCAAUUGCCAAUUUUACUUUUUCAGCUUGGGUAAUGCCCAAUGCCAAUACUAAUGGGUUUGUUAUAGCAAAGGAUGAUGGUAAUGGAAGCAUCUACUAUGGGGUAAAAAUUCAAACCAACGAAUCCCAUGUGACACUUUCCCUUCAUUACAAAACUUUGGGAUCCAAUGCUACCUAUGUUGCCAAGACAACAGCCCUGAAAUAUGUAGAAGAGAAUAUUUGGCUUCAUCUUCUCAUUAUCCUGGAUGAUGGCAUAAUUGAGUUCUACCUUGAUGGAAGCGCAAUGCCCAGAGGACUCAAGAGUCUGAAAGGAGAAGCCAUCACUGAUGGUCCUGGAACUCUGAGAAUUGGGGCAGGAAUGAAUGGCAAUGACAGAUUUACAGGUCUGAUGCAGGAUGUGAGGUUCUAUGAGCAGAAACUGACCCUUGAAGAAAUUUAUGAACUUCAUGCCAUGCCAGCAAAGAGUGAUUUACACCCUGUCUCUGGGUAUCUGGAGUUCAGACAGGGAGAAACCAACAAAUCCUUCAUUGUUUCUGCAAAAGAUGACAAUGAAGAGGAAGGAGAAGAGUUAUUCAUCCUUAAACUAGUCUCUGUAUAUGGAGGAGCUCGUAUUUCUGAACAGAAUACUACAGCAAGAUUAAUAAUACAAAAAAGUGACAAUGCCAAUGGGCUGUUUGGUUUCACAGGGGCUUGUAUACCAGAGAUCGCAGAGGAGGGGUCCACCAUUUCGUGUGUGGUGGAGCGGACCCGAGGAGCUCUGGGCUACGUCCAUGUCUUUUACACCAUCUCGCAGAUCGAAUCUGACGGCAUUAAUUACCUUGUUGAUGAUUUUGCUAAUGCCAGUGGCACUAUCACAUUCCUUCCUUGGCAGAGAUCAGAGGUUCUGAAUAUAUAUGUUCUUGAUGAUGACAUUCCUGAGCUAAAUGAGUAUUUCCGUGUGACAUUGGUUUCUGCAAUUCCUGGAGAUGGGAAAUUAGGUUCAACUCCCACCAGUGGUGCAAGUAUAGAUCCUGAAAAGGAAACUACAGAUAUCACUAUCAAAGCCAGUGAUCAUCCAUAUGGCUUGCUGCAGUUCUCCACCGGGCUGCCUCCCCAGCCUGAGGACACGAUGACCCUGCCUGCAAGCACUGUUCCACACGUCACGGUGCAGGAGGAGGACGGAGAAGUUAGGCUGUUGGUCGUCCGUGCACAAGGACUCCUGGGGAGGGUGACGGCGGAAUAUAGAACAGUGUCCUUGACAGCAUUCAGCCCUGAGGACUACCAGAGUGCUGCUGGUACCUUAGAAUUUCAACCAGGAGAAAGAUAUAAAUACAUUUCUGUUAAUAUAACUGAUAAUUCUAUCCCUGAAUUGGAAAAAUCUUUUAAAGUUGAAUUGUUAAACUUGGAGGGAGGAGUGACUGCUGAACUCUAUAGGGUUGAUGGCAGUGGUAGUGGUGAUGGGGACAUGGAAUUCUUCCUUCCAACUAUUCACAAACGUGCCAGUCUAGGAGUGGCUUCCCAAAUACUAGUGACAAUUGCGGCCUCUGACCAUGCUCAUGGUGUAUUUGAAUUUAGCCCCGAGUCACUCGUUGUCAGCGGAACUGAACCAGAAGACGGGUACAGCACUGUUAUAUUCAAUAUUAUAAGAAGUCAUGGAGCUCUGUCUCAAGUGACUCUGCUAUGGAGCAUAGACUCCGAUCCAGAUGGUGAUCUGGCCUUCACCUCUGGUAAUGUCACGUUUGAAAUUGGGCAAAAAAGUGCCAACAUCACAGUGGAAAUAUUGCCGGAUGAAGAGCCAGAACUGGAUAAGGCAUUCUCUGUGUCUAUCCUCAAUGUCUCCAGUGGAUCUUUGGGAGUUCAUACUAAUGCCACCUUAAUAGUUUUGGCUAGUGAUGAUCCUUAUGGAGUCUUCAUCUUUUCUGAGAAAAAUAGACCUAUUGAAGUUGAAGAAGCAACUCAGAACAUCACAUUGUCAAUAAUAAGGUUAAAAGGCCUCAUGGGAAAAAUCAUGGUCACAUAUGCAACAUUGGAUGAUAUGGAAAAACCACCUUAUUUUCCACCUAAUUUAGCCAGAGCAACUCAAGGAAGGGACUAUAUACCAGCUUCUGGAUUUGCUCUUUUCAGAGCCAAUCAGAGUGAGGCCACAAUAACGAUUACAAUUUUGGAUGAUGAUGAACCAGAAAGGUCAGAGUCUGUGUUUGUUGAACUACUCAACUCUACUUUAAUAGAGAAAGUACAAAAUCGUCCAAUUCCCAAUUCUCCACGCCUUGGACCUAAGGCAGAAACUAUCGCUCACCUAAUUAUCAUUGCCAAUGAUGACGCCUUUGGAAUUCUUCAGCUAUCAGCUCCACUUGUUCGAGUGGCAGAAAAUCAUGUUGGACCCAUUAUCAAUGUGACGAGAACAGGAGGAGCAUUUGCAGAUGUUUCUGUGAAGUUUAAAGCUGUGCCAAUAACUGCAAUAGCUGGUGAAGACUAUAGUAUAGCUUCAUCAGAUGUGGUCUUGCUAGAAGGGGAAACCAGUAAAGCUGUGCCAAUAUAUAUCAUUGAUGACAUUUACCCUGAGCUGGAAGAAUCUUUUCUUGUGCAACUGCUGAAUGAAACCACAGGAGGAGCCAAACUAGGGGCGUUAACAGAGGCAAUCAUUAUUAUUGAGGCCUCUGAUGACCCCUAUGGAUUAUUUGGUUUUCAGAUUACUAAACUUAUUGUAGAGGAACCUGAGUUUAAUUCAGUGAAGGUAAACCUGCCAAUAAUUCGAAAUUCUGGGACACUCGGCAAUGUUACUAUUCAGUGGGUUGCCACCAUUAAUGGACAGCUUGCUACUGGCGACCUGCGAGUUGUCUCAGGUAAUGUGACCUUUGCCCCUGGGGAAACCAUUCAAACCUUGUUGUUAGAGGUCCUGGCUGACGACGUUCCGGAGAUUGAAGAGGUUAUCCAAGUGCAACUAACUGAUGCCUCUGGUGGAGGUACUAUUGGGUUAGAUCGAGUGGCAAAUAUUAUUAUUCCUGCCAAUGAUAAUCCUUAUGGUACAGUAGCCUUUGUUCAGUCGGUUUACCGUGUUCAAGAGCCUCUGGAGAGAAGUUCCUGUGCUAACAUAACUGUCAGGAGAAGCGGCGGGCGCUUUGGUCAGCUCUUGCUGUUCUACAGUACUUCCGAUAUUGAUGUAGUGGCUCUUGCAGUGGAGGAAGGUCAAGAUUUACUGUCCUACUAUGAAUCGCCAAUGCAGGGGGUGCCUGAUCCGCUCUGGAGAACUUGGGUGAAUGUCUCUGCCGUGGGGGAGCCCCAGCUUACUUGUGCCACUUUGUGCCUCAAAGAACACGCAUGCUCAGCAUUUUCAUUUUUCAGUGCCUCCGAGGGCCCCCAGUGUUUUUGGAUGACAUCGUGGAUCAGUCCGAAUGUUAGCCACUCAGACUUCUGGACCUACAGGAAAAACAUGACCAGGGUAGCAUCUCUUUUUAGCGGUCAGGCUGUGGCUGGCAGUGACUAUGAGCCUGUGACAAGGCAAUGGGUCAUAAUGCAGGAAGGCGAUGAAUUUGCAAAUCUUACAGUUUCUAUUCUUGUGGAUGAUAUCCCAGAGAUGGAUGAGAGUUUCCUAAUUUCUCUUGUUGAAGUUCACCUCAUGAACAUCACAGCCAGUGUUGAAAACCAGCCAACCAUAGGACAGCCAAAUACUUCUACAGUUGUCAUAGCAUUAAAUGGCGAUGCCUUUGGCGUGUUCGUGAUGUACAGUAUUAGUCCCAACACCUCAGAAGACGGCUUAUACGUAGAAGUCCAGGAGAAGCCCCAGACCACAGUGGAGCUGAUGAUCCACAGGACGGGGGGCAGCUUAGGUCAGGUGACAGUCGAGUGGCGUGUUGUUGGUGGAACCGCUACUGAAGGUUUAGAUUUUAUAGGUGCUGGGGACAUUCUGACUUUUGCUGAAGGUGAAACAAAAAAGAUAGCCAUUUUAACCAUUUUGGAUGAUCCCGAGCCAGAGGACGAUGAGAGCAUCAUAGUGAGCUUAGUGUACACUGAAGGCGGAAGCAGAAUUCUGCCCAGCUCCGACACUGUGCGAGUGAACAUUUUGGCCAAUGACAACGUGGCGGGAAUUGUUAGCUUUCAAACAGCUUCCAGAUCUGUCAUAGGUCAUGAAGGAGAAAUUUUGCAAUUCCAUGUGAAAAGAACGCCCCCUGGUCGAGGAAAUGUUACUGUCAACUGGAAAAUUAUUGGGCAAAAUCUAGAACUCAAUUUUGCUAACUUUACUGGACAACUCUUCUUUUCUGAGGGGUCAUUGAACAAAAUAAUAUGUGUGCAUUUGUUGGACGACAACGUUCCUGAGGAGAAAGAAGUUUACCAAGUCAUUCUGUAUGAUGUCAGAACACAAGGAGUCCCACCGGCAGGAGUUGCUCUGCUUGACGCCCAGGGGUAUGCGGCUGUCCUGACUGUGGAAGCCAGUGAUGAACCACACGGAGUUUUAAAUUUUGCUCUUUCAUCCAGAUUUGUUUUGCUACAAGAGGCUGACAUAACGAUUCAGCUUUUCAUCAACAGGGAAUUUGGAUCUCUAGGAGCCAUUAAUGUCACAUAUACCACGGUUCCUGGAAUAUUGAGUCUAAAGAAUCAGACAGAAGGAAACUUAGCUGAGCCAGAUGUUGACUUUGUCCCAGUAGUUGGCUUUCUGAUUUUAGAAGAAGGGGUAACAGCAGCAGCCAUCAACAUAACUAUACUUGAGGAUGAUAUACCAGAACUGGAAGAAUAUUUCCUCGUGAACUUAACUUAUGUUGAACUUAUCAUGGCUCCUUUAACUUCAUUUCCUCCUAGACUGGAUUCAGAGGGCUUGACUGCACAAAUUAUUAUUGAUGCCAACGAUGGUGCUCGAGGCAAAAUUGAAUGGCAAUAUAGCAGGUUUGAAAUUAAUGAAACCCAAGGACGUUUAACACUGAUAGCCCAGAGGAGUGAGGGGGCUCUAGGCCAUGUUUCCUUGUUCGUGUAUGCCCAGAAUUUGGAAGCACAGCUGGGGCUGGAUUACAGCUUUACCCCAAUGAUUCUUCACUUUGCUCAUGGAGAACGGUAUAAAAAUGUUGACAUCAUGAUUCUUGAUGAUGAUAUUCCAGAAGGAGAUGAAAAAUUUCAGCUGAUUUUAACAAAUCCUUCUCCUGGACUAGAACUGGGAGGAAAUACAAUAGCCUUAAUCACUGUCCUUGCUAAUGACGAUGGCCCUGGAGUUCUGUCAUUUAACAACAGUGAGCACUUUUUUCUGAGAGAACCAGCAGCUCUCUAUGUACAAGAGAGCGUUGCAGUAUUAUACAUUGUUCGGGAACCUGCACAAGGACUGUUUGGAACCGUGACAGUUCAGUUCAUUGUGACUGAAGUGGAUUCUUCAGUGGAGUCUAAAGAUCUGACUCCUUCCAAAGGCUAUAUUGUUUUAGAAGAAGGUGUUCGAUUCAAGGCCCUACACAUAUCUGCCAUAUUAGACACGGAACCAGAAAUGGACGAGCAUUUUGUGUGUACUUUGUUUAAUCCGACUGGAGGUGCUAGACUAGGGGCACGUGCUCGAACCCUGAUAACAGUUUUGCAAAACCAGGCCCCUUUGGGGCUAUUCAGUAUCUCUACAGUUACAAAUAGAGCCACAUCUAUAAAGAUCGAAGAAGCCAACAGGACUGUAUAUUUAAAUGUGUCACGUACUAACGGCAUUGAUUUAGCUGUGAGUGUGGAGUGGGAGACAAUAUCUGAAACAGCCUUUGGCAUGAGGGGAAUGCAUAUUGUGUUUUCCAUAUUUCAAAGUUUUUUCGAUGCCUCGGCUUCUGGCUGGUGUUUCUUUACUUUGGAAGAUUCAAUAUAUGGUGUAAUGUUAAGAAAGGUGUCUUCUACUGUUUACCGAUGGCAAGGGGUUUUUAUUCCACUUGAGGAUUUAAAUAUAGGGAAUCCUAAAACUUGUGAGGCCUUUCAGAUUGGACUUUCUCCCUACUUUGUGAUUACUCAUGAAGAAAGACAUGAAGAAAAGCCUUCUGUUAACAGUGUGUAUACAUUCACAUCUGGACUCAAAUUAUUCCUGGUUCAAACAAUAAUUAUUUCAGAAAGUUCUCAAGUAAGAUAUUUUACUUCAGACAGUCAAGAUUAUUUAAUUGUUGCAAGUCAAAGAAAUGAUUCUGCAUUAACACAGGUCUUCCGGUGGGAUGGAGGAAGCUUCGUGUUGCAUCAGACACUCCCUGUCCGAGGUGUGCUGGCCAUGGCCCUGUUCACCAGAGGAGGCUCUGUGUUCUUAGCCAUUUCCCAGGCUCAUGCCAGGCUCAAUGCCGUUUUACUGAGAUGGUCUGGAAAUGAGUUUAUUAGCUUUCAAGAAGUGCCAGUCAGUGGGACAACACAAGUCGAGGCCUUGAUUUCAGGAGAUGAUAUUUACUUAAUUUUUACCAAGUCUGUCUCUCUAGGAGAUCAGAGUUCAAUUGAUAUUUUCACCUGGGAGCCAGGACAGUCUUCUUUUAGAUAUUUUCAAUCCCUGGAUUUUGCUGCUAAUAGGAUCCACUCCUUCACACCAGCUUCAGGAAUAGGUGAACUGAUAUUUGAACCUGGUGUCAGAGAAGCUAUAAUCGCAGUAAAUAUUCUCGAUGAUACAGUGCCAGAGGAGGAAGAAUCUUUCAGAGUUCAGCUUAAAAAUCCUAAAGGAGGAGCAGAGAUUGGUAUUAAUGGUUAUGUAAAAAUCACUAUUCUGUCUAAUGAUGAUGCCCAUGGAGUUGUUGGAUUUGCUCAGAAUUCAUUAUAUAAGCAAGUGGAAGAAAUGGAGCAAGAUAGCCUACUAACCUUGAAUGUUGAGCGCUUAAAAGGAACUUAUGGUCGUAUAACUGUAGCAUGGGAAGCUGACGGAAGUAUUAAUGAUAUCUUUCCUAUCUCAGGAGUGAUUUCAUUUUCUGAAGGCCAGGCACUGUCUACAAUCACCCUGACCAUUCUUGCUGAUGAUGUACCAGAGUUAUCAGAGAUGGUGACCGUAACGCUCACCCGCAUUAGCACGGAAGGGGUUGAGGACCCAGCGAAAGGUGCUGCUAUUGAUCAGAAAAGAAGCAAGUCUGUGCUAACCACUCUGCCCAGUGACUCACCCUAUGGCUUGGUGGGCUGGCAGGCUGAGUCUCUCUUUGUUAGGGUAGCAGAGCCCAAAGAGAACAUCACCACUCUUCAGUUACAAAUUGUUCGAGAUAAAGGACUACGCGGAGACAUUGCCAUUCACUUGACAGCUAAACCCAAUUUCUUACUGCCUGUCAAUAAUCAAGCUACAGAGAAUGAAGAUUAUGUGCUACAAGAAACAAUAAUAAUAAUGAAAGAAAAUAUAAAAGAAACUUAUGUCAAAGUUACCAUUUUACCGGAUGAUGCUCCUGAGUUGGAGGAAGGAUUCAUUGUCAACAUCACCAAGGUGUACCUGGUGAACUCUGACUUCUCUGCAGGACAGCCACGCGUUCGGAGACCUGGGAUGGAAAUAGUUGAGAUAAUGAUAGAAGAAAAUAAUGAUCCCAGAGGAAUUUUUAAGUUUCAUGUUACCAGAGAUGCUGUUGGAGUGAUCACUGCCUAUGAGGUACCUCCACCCCUGAACAUACUUCGAGUUCCUGUAGUCCGGCUGGCUGGAAGCUUUGGGGCAGUGGAUGUUUAUUGGAAAGCAACACUGGACAGUGCUGGCCUGGAAGACUUUAAGCCAUCUCAUGGGAUUCUUAAAUUUGCAGAUAGACAAGUUACUGCCAUGAUAGAAAUAACCAUAAUUGAUGAUGCUGAAUUUGAACUCAUGGAGACUUUUAGUAUUUCCUUAAUCAGGGUGACUGGAGGUGGCAGACUUGGUGAUGAUGUUGUAGUAACUGUUGUAAUUCCACAAAAUGAUUCUCCAUUUGGAGUAUUUGGAUUUGAAGAAAAGACUGUAAUGGUUGAUGAAUCCCUUCUGUCUGAUGACCCUGAUUCAUAUGUGACAUUGACAGUUGUCCGGUCGCCAGGAGGAAAAGGAGCCGUCCGAUUGCAGUGGACUGUGGAUGAGAUGGCUAAGGAUGACCUCAGUCCCUUGAAUGGGACGCUUCAUUUCGAUGAGACUGAGUCCCAGAAGACCAUUGUGUUGCACACACUUCAAGACACUGUGUUGGAGGACAGGCGUUUCACCAUUCAGCUGAUAUCAGUUGAUGAGGCAGAAAUAUCUCCAGUGAAAGGUAGCGCAUCAAUAAUCAUUCGGGGAGAUAAGGGAGCUUCAGGAGAGGUUGGGAUCGCACCGUCCUCCAGGCACAUCCUCAUUGGGGAACCCUCAGCAAAAUAUAAUGGGACUGCUAUCAUCAGCCUGGAUCGUGGCCCAGCGACCUGGGGGGAGGUCACAGUGUAUUGGAGGAUUUUCCCCGCUUCCAUGGGGGAAUUUGCUGAAACAUCAGGAAAACUGACAAUGAGAGAAGGACAGUCUGCAGCAAUUAUAGUGAUCCAGGCUUUGAAUGAUGACAUUCCUGAGGAAAAGUGUUUCUAUGAGUUCCGGCUCACUGGUGUCAGUGAGGGGGGAAUACUGAGUGCGGCCAGCAGCACCGCCAAUAUCACAGUGGUGGCCAGUGACCUCCCCUACGGCCGAUUCGCCUUUUCACAGGAGCAGCUUCGAGUGUCAGAGGAAGCACAAAGGGUGAACGUCACAGUCAUCCGAUCGGGUGGAUCGCUCCGUCCCGUGAGGCUCUGGUAUGAGACAGUGAGUGGGACCGCGGAGGCAGGUGUGGAUUUUGUCCCUGCCCCGGGGGAGCUCCUCUUCGACGCACGGGAGAUGGCGAAAAGCGUGCAGGUUGAAAUACUUGAUGAUAGCCUUCCUGAAGGGCCUGAGGAAUUUUCUCUAGUAAUUACAAAAGUGGAACUCCUCGAAAGAGGGUAUGAUUUUACCAUCCAAGAAAAUGGACUUCAAGUAGAUCAGCCUCCUGAAAUAGGAAACAUCUCCAUGGUCAGAAUCAUAAUAAUGACAAAUGAUAAUGCAGAGGGCAUCAUUGAAUUUGACCCAAGGUAUACUGCCUUCGAAGUGGAGGAAGAUGUCGGGAUGAUCAUGAUUCCAGUGGUGAGGCUGCAUGGAGCACACGGCCGUGUGACAGCUGAGUUCACCUCUCAGAGCUCCUCUGCGGUUCCUGGCGUCGAUUAUCUACUGCAUGGGGACUCAGUCACAUUUCAGCAUGGGCAGAGCUUAAGUUUCAUAAAUGUCUCCAUCACUGAUGACCAUGAAAGUGAAUUUGCGGAGCCUGUUGAAAUUCUGCUCAUUGGAGCUACUGGUGGAGCGGUCCUUGGACGCCAUCUAGUGAGCAGAAUCACAAUCACCAAGAGUGACUCUCCCUUCGGUGUUGUAAGAUUUCUUAAUCAAAGCAGAAUUUCUCUUUCUAAUCCCAAUUCUACAAUGACUUUACCCUUGGUGCUGGAGCGUACUGGAGGACUCUCAGGAGAGAUUCAGGUGAACUGGGAGAUAGUAGGACCCAAUUCUCAGGACGCCUUACCACCACAGAACGGAGACUUCGCAGACCCCGUGAGCGGGGCCUUCUACUUUGGAGAGGGAGAAGGUGGCGUGAGAACCAUAAUUCUGACCGUUCAUCCUCACGAAGAAAUUGAAGUCGAAGAGACUUUCGUUAUUAAGCUUACACUUGUGAAGGGACAAGCUAAGUUAGACUCCAGAGCUAAUGCUGUUACGUUAACAAUACAGAAGUUUGGAGACCCCAAUGGGGUGGUUCAGUUCGCUCCUGAGUCUUUGUCUGUGAAGACCUAUUUGGAGCCCUCAGCCCUGGAAGGGCCCCUGAUCAUCACUUUCAUGGUCAAAAGAGUCAAGGGCGUUUUUGGAGAGAUUAAGGUUUACUGGGAAAUAAGUAGUCAGUUUGACAUUACUGGAGACUUUCUCUCUACAAAAGGCUUUUUCAUCAUUGCUGAUGGAGAGCGUGAAGUGAGCUUUGAUGUUCAUUUGCUACCAGAUGAUGUACCCGAGAUAGAGGAAGCCUAUGUGAUCCAGCUUGUUUCCGUAGAGGGAGGAGCCGAACUGGACCCAGAAAAAUGCAUCACGCAGUUCUCUGUUUCUGCAAAUGAUGACCCACAUGGAGUCUUCGCUCUGUAUGCAGGUCGCCAGGCAGUGCUCAUUGAGCAGGACCUCACCAGGUCCAUCCAAGUCAAUGUAACCCGGCUUGCCGGGACUUUCGGAGAUGUGGCUGUCAGAUAUAGAAUAUCAUCUGAUCAUAAGGAGCAGCCAGUUGUUACGGAGAAUGCAGAGAGGCAGCUGGUGGUCCAAGAUGGUGCCAGCUCUAAAGUGGACACGGUGCCAGUAAAGAGCCAGGUCUUCCUAUCACUGGGCUCUAAUUUCACUUUGCAACUGGUGACUGUGAUGCUUGUUGGUGGACGUUCCUAUGGCGUGCCAAAAAUUCUCCAGGAAGCCAAAUCCGCUGUCCUACCUGUCCCCGAGAAAGCUGCCAAUUCCCAGGUGGGAUUUGAAUCAGACGCUUUUUCCCUCAUGGACAUCGCUGCCGGAACAAGCCAAGUGGUGAUUUCUAGGAGAGGCACCUAUGGCUCCAUCAUGGUUUCCUGGGAGGCCGGAUACGCUCCUGGGUUAGAAGUGCCUGAAUUCAUUGCUGUUGGCAACAUGACCCCGCAACUGGGGAGCCUUUCCUUUUCCCACGGAGAACAAAGUAAAGGCGUCUUGUUGUGGACGUUUCCCAGCCCUGGCCAGCCAGAGGCCUUUGUCCUGCACCUCUCAGGAGUCCAGAGCAGUGCCCCCGGCGGGGCCGAGCUUAGAUCAGGUUUCACUGUUGCCGAAAUUGAGCCAAUGGGAAUCUUUCAGUUUUCCCCUAGUUCAAGGCAUAUCGUUGUGUCAGAGGGUACUCAGGUGAUCAGAUUACAGGUACAAAGACUCUUUGGGUUCCACGGCAAUCUUAUUAAAGUUUCCUAUCAGACAACCGCAGGGAGUGCCAAGCCACGGGAAGAUUUUGAGCCCGUUCAGAACGGGGAGCUGCUUUUUCAGAAAUUCCAAGCCGAGGUCCAUUUUGAAAUAAUCAUUAUUAAUGACCAGCUUCCCGAGAUAGAAGAAUAUUUUUAUAUUAAUCUAACCGCAGUAGAAAUGAAAGGAUUGCAGAAGUUUACACAAACCUCCUGGCGCCCGCGCCUGAGUCUGGAUUUCAGCGUGGCAGUGAUCACAAUACGGGAUGAUGAUGACACAGGUCUCGCUCCCAUCGGAACUGACUCCACCGCACACCCCGACGUGACCAAGAUAACUGCCACUCCACAGCCAACUGCAGUGGUGGCCACCGAUACUGGGGCAACUGCUAUUCCUGAGACACCUGUCACCCGGCCCGAGGCGGCCACUGGAACUGCGAAUGUUUUCAUUCAUGGAGCCUUCAGUCUUGGGCCGCCCAUUGUUUACGUGGAGGAGGAGAUGAAGAAUGGGACACUGAACGCAGCAGAAAUUCUGAUCCGAAGAACAGGUGGCUCUACUGGCAAUGUCAGUGUAACAGUUUUAUUUUCUUAAAUCCCAUGAUUAUUUUGGGCAUUACUACCUGAAGCAUUGCCCUUUCCCGAUGCCUAUGGACUGUCCAACCUGACGUGGGCGGUAGAAGAGGAGGACUUUGCAGAACAAACUCUCAUCCUUACAUUUGCAGAUGGAGAAAGAGAACGGAAAGUAUUGGUUCAAAUUUUGGACGAUGAUGAGCCCGAGGGGCAGGAAUUCUUCUACGUGUUUCUCACAGACCCACAAGGGGGAGCACAGAUUGUGAAGGGGAAGGAUGACACCGGGUUUGCAGCUUUUGCCAUGAUCAUUAUCACAGGGAGUGAUCUUCAAAAUGGCAUCAUAGGAUUCAGUGAAGGGUCCCAGAGUGGGCUCGAGCUGGGUGAAGGAGCUGAUAGAAACAGACUGCAUCUUACUGUCACAAGGCAGCCAAACAGGGCCUUUGAAGAUGUCAAGGUCUCCUGGCGAGUCACAUUUAACAAGACGUCCCCUGUGCUCCAGAAGGACGGAGUGAACCUGAGGGAUGCACUUCUCUCUGUGUCUGGGACCACAACCUGUGCAACAGGUCAGACAAAGUGCUCCAUCACCAUGGAGCUCAAACCUGGCAAGAUGCCACAAGUUGAAACGCAUUUUUUUGCGGAGCUGUACGAAGUCACUGCUGGAGCAGCGAUAAACAGUAGCGCGAGAUUUGCGCAGAUCAGAUUCUUACAGAGUGCUGAGCCUCGGAGCCUCGUGUGUUUUUCUGUGGGCUCUCGGCUACCAGUGGCUCACAAAAAGGCCACUUUAAUCCGUUUGCAGGUGUCCAGAGAUUCUGGGACAGGGCUAAUGGUGUCUGUUAACUUCGGUACCCAGGAGCUGAGGAGCACCGAGACAGUGGGCCGGACGCUCAUCUCUCCAGCUCUUUCUGGGAAGGAUUUUGUGAGAACCGAAGGCACCUUGGUCUUCGAACCUGGCCAGAGAAACGCCGUAUUGGAUGUCGUCCUAACCCCAGAGACAGGGUCUUUAAAUCCAUUUCCUAAACGCUUCCAGGUUGUACUUUUUGACCCAAAAGGCGGUGCCCGCGUCGAUCCCGCGUAUGGGACUGCCAACAUCACGCUGGUCGCCGACGCAGCCGCGCAGGCCGUGUGGGGGCUCGCGGAGCAGCUGCAGCAGCCCCUGGACGGGGACAUCCUCCGCAGGGUGCUCCACGGCCUCAGCGUGGAGGCGGCCGCAGAGAGCACCGACGAGCAGCUCAGUGCCGUGAUGCACCUAAUACACAAGAUAACUGUUGAAGGAAAAAAGCAAGCAUUCAGUAUUGAAAACCGAAAUCUCUUCUAUGAUAUUCUUUGUGCUCUUAUUAACCCAAAGCGCAAGGACACUAGGGGAUUCAGCCACUUUUCUGAAGUGACUGAGGAUUUUGCCUUUUCUCUGCUGACCGAUGUUACCUGUGGUUCACCGGGUGAAAAAAGCAAAACCAUCCUCGACAGCUGCCCAUAUUUGUCAAUACUGGCUCUUCAUUGGUAUCCCCAGCAAAUCAAUGGGCACAAGUUUGAAGGGAAGGAAGGAGAUUAUAUUCGAAUUCCGGAAAGGUUAUUGGAUGUCCCGGAUGCAGAAAUCAUGUCUGGGAAAAGUACGUGCGAAUCUGUCCAGUUUACAGAGUACAGCAGCCAGCAGUGGUUUAUAAGUGGAAACAGCCUUCCUCCCCUGAAAAAUAAGGUACUAUCUUUGAGUGUGAAAGGUCAGAGUUCGCAGCCCCUGACUGACAACAGUGAGGUUCUCUACAGGAUUCAUGCUGCCGAGCCUAGAAUAGUUCCCAAAACCUCACGAUGUCUCCUUUGGAAUCAGGCUGCUGCAAGCUGGUUGUCUGACAGUCAAUUUUGCAAAGUGGUUGAGGAUACUUCAGACUACGUAGAAUGUGCCUGUUCAUACAUGUCUGCGUACGCUGUCUACGCCCAGACCGACAGCUUGUCUUCAUACAAUGAAGCCUUUUUCUCCUCUGGAUUUAUAUGCAUUUCAGGUCUCUGCCUGGCUGUGCUUUCCCAUAUCUUCUGUGCCAGGUAUUCCAUGUUUGCGGCUAAGCUUCUGACUCACAUGAUGGCAGCCAGCUUAGGUACACAGAUUGUGUUUCUGGCAUCUGCAUAUGCAAGUCCCCAGCUCACAGAUGAGAGCUGCUCGGCCCUGGCUGCUGUCGCCCAUUACCUGUAUCUUUGCCAGUUUAGCUGGAUGCUCAUUCAGUCUGUGAAUUUCUGGUACGUACUGGUGAUGAAUGAUGAACACACAGAGAGGCGCUAUCUGCUGUUUUUCCUUCUGAGCUGGGGACUUCCAGCUUUUGUGGUGAUUCUGCUCAUAGUAAUUUUGAGAGGAAUCUAUCAUCAGAGCAUGCCAGAGAUCUACGGACUCAUCCACGGUGACCUGUGUUUCAUCCCCAAUGUCUAUGCCGCUCUGUUCACCGCAGCUCUGGUCCCUUUAAUGUGCCUCGUGGUGGUAUUUGUGGUGUUCAUCCACGCCUACCAGGUGAAGCCGCAGUGGAAAGCGUAUGACGAUGUCUUCAGGGGAAGAACAAAUGCCGCAGAAAUUCCACUGGUUUUAUAUCUCUUUGCCCUGAUUUCUGUGACAUGGCUUUGGGGAGGCCUGCACAUGGCUUACAGACACUUCUGGAUGUUGGUCCUCUUUGUCAUUUUCAACAGUCUGCAGGGACUUUACGUUUUUGUGGUCUAUUUCAUUCUUCACAACCAGACUUGUUGCCCCAUGAAGGCCAGCUACACAGUGGAAGUGAACGGACACCCAGGACCCAGCACAGCCUUCUUUACACCCGGGAGUGGAAUGCCUCCUUCUGGAGGGGAAAUCAGCAAGUCCACCCAGAAUCUAAUCAGUGCUAUGGAGGAGGUGCCACCUGACUGGGAGAGGGGAUCCUUCCAACAAGCCAGCCAGGCCAGUCCCGACUUAAAGCCAAGUCCACACAAUGGCGCCACCUUCCCUUCCUCCGGAGCUUAUGGCCAGGGCUCACUGAUAGCUGAUGAGGAGUCCCAGGAGUUUGAUGACUUGAUAUUUGCAUUGAAAACUGGUGCUGGUCUCAGUGUCAGUGAUAAUGAAUCUGGUCAAGGCAGCCAGGAGGGAGGCACCUUGACUGACUCCCAGAUCGUAGAACUCAGGAGGAUACCCAUUGCUGACACCCAUCUCUAGCGGCACAGUAACCAUUAGAAUGAGGAUACUCUCAUAUUUGUAUUGGCUUUGUGCUAAAACUCUAUAAGUACAUGCAGCCAUAUAAAUAGGAAACUGUGAAAUUAGUAACCCAGGAGUGAUUGUUGUGUUGGAAUAUAAAUUACUUGUGUCUUUGUGCAACCUGAAAAUUCAUUGUUGUAAUGAAAGACCGGAUCGAGUUAUAUCAGUUAAUAGAAUGUACAUAUUCCAAGAAUAUUAGUUGUUUUUAAUCAUCAUACAUGACUAACAUUGUUUAAUAACAGUAAUAACAAUCAAUAAAAACAAUAGAAUCCA